GUAGGUAUUUUUGAGGUAAAAAAUUGGAAAUCGACAAGGGGAAAGAAUGAUUGAUGAGCUUAAAACAAAAAUCGCAGUGGUGUGCAUACUAUAAAGCGCAUUCGCUUCUCAGCCGCCCCCACCUUGCUCCCUAUAUUGCGUCUCUCUCUUUCUGUGUUGAUCGACAUGGCCAGCGAUGAUAGCUCCGCCGCAACCCGCGUGGACGACCUUGUGAAUGGAUCCAGUGAAUCCAGCGCUAGUAAAGUUGCAGCCGAAGAGGUUGAGGAUAAAGUUGACGACCUAACUCUCGAUGAGCCCCAAGAAGCUGCAAAGAAGAAGAAGAAGAAAAGUAAAAGCAAGAAGAAAAAAGAACCACCCCAACAAACUGAUCCACCAUCGAUUCCUGUAGUCGACCUCUUUCCAUCUGGCGAGUUCCCAGAGGGUGAAAUUCAACAGUAUAAGGACGAUAAUUUGUGGAGAACUACAUCUGAGGAAAAGAGAGAACUGGAGCGACUAGAGAAACCAAUUUAUAAUUCAGUUCGCCAAGCAGCCGAAGUCCAUCGACAGGUCCGGAAAUACAUUAGGCAAAUCGUGAAACCUGGAAUGUUGAUGACUGAUCUGUGUGAGACCUUGGAGAACACAGUUCGUAAAUUGAUAUCUGAAAAUGGUUUACAAGCUGGCAUUGCAUUCCCCACUGGAUGCUCAUUGAACUCGGUUGCUGCCCAUUGGACUCCAAAUUCGGGGGACAAAACUCUGCUUCAGUAUGAUGACGUGAUGAAACUGGAUUUUGGAACUCACAUUGAUGGGCGGAUUGUGGACUGUGCAUUUACUGUGGCAUUCAACCCAAUGUACAAUCUGCUGCUUGAGGCCACACGGGAAGCCACAAAUACUGGUAUCAAGGAAGCUGGAAUUGAUGUGCGCUUGUGUGAUGUUGGUGCUGCUAUUCAAGAAGUCAUGGAGUCGUAUGAGGUUGAAAUCAAUGGAAAGACAUUCCAGGUUAAAAGUAUCAGAAAUUUGAAUGGGCACAGUAUUGGGCAAUAUCAGAUCCAUGCAGGGAAGUCUGUACCAAUAGUAAAAGGAGGAGAGCAAACAAAAAUGGAAGAGGGUGAAUUUUAUGCCAUAGAGACUUUUGGAUCCACAGGGAAAGGACAUGUGAGAGAAGACCUGGAGUGCAGCCAUUACAUGAAGAAUUUCGAUGCUGGCCACAUUCCACUGCGGUUGCCUAGAGCAAAACAGCUCUUGGCAACUAUCAAUAAGAACUUUUCUACCUUGGCUUUCUGCAGACGUUAUCUAGAUCGCCUUGGGGAAACCAAGUAUUUGAUGGCACUGAAGAAUUUAUGCGAUGCUGGCAUUGUUCAGCCAUACCCUCCUCUUUGUGACGUCAAGGGCAGCUAUGUUUCUCAAUUUGAGCAUACGAUUUUGCUUCGUCCAACUUGUAAAGAAGUGGUAUCAAGAGGUGAUGACUACUGAUGAAGACAUUUGAAGAAUCUACCUACUCUAAUUUAAUACUACUUGUUGUCACAUGCUUGGAUUUCUUAUAAACUAGACUUUAUUGUGAAUCCUUUUCUUCUGUUGUUUUCUUUUCCUUUGAGAAUGGUUGUAUAAUCUGUUCUGUGGCUUUUGCAUCUCUACUCAGUAUUAGGGUUUUACUUAA
Salvia splendens (bonfire salvia) is the source of this 1633-nucleotide messenger RNA. RefSeq names its product methionine aminopeptidase 2B. Lineage: Eukaryota; Viridiplantae; Streptophyta; Magnoliopsida; Lamiales; Lamiaceae. The record is from RefSeq and is a predicted model, not a curated record. Gene Ontology annotation, cellular component: cytoplasm. Gene Ontology annotation, biological process: proteolysis. Gene Ontology annotation, molecular function: metalloaminopeptidase activity. The transcript has 12 exons. Bases 166 to 1449 code for a protein of 427 amino acids.